UUGGGUAGGAUUUAAUUGAUAUCGGGUCCGAACUCCGACAGUGACCCAGCCCCGCUCCUAACCAGCCGUGGCCAUUGAAAGGCCUUUUCCUUCAAAUCAUCGCAUCUGCCACAAGGAAAAGGAGGAAGAACGAACGUCUCUCUCUGCAAAACGAAGGCGGAACGGAAUCCUAAUUUUUUUUGUUUACGCGAUCGAUCGAUCGAUCAGGGGCUUCUCCACCGCAGCUUGAGCAACUGAAGCAGCCAUGAAAGUUCUUGAGAAUGGCAUUAUUCAGAUCGAAGCAGGCGACCCGUAUAUAUCUGAUGAUGAACUCUAUGAAGAUGGGAAGCAUUCGAUGACCGACGAAGAGUGGAAAGCAUACUGCAAGCAGCUUGAUGAAAGCCAGGGCUUUGACGUGGGAGAGUUCCCCAAUGUUUUUCAUUAUGGUUUGAUUCGCCCCAUCUCUUUUAAGGGUGAUGAUAAAGACUUAAUAUACUUCACCAAUCUAGGGAUUGCUCAUUAUAAUGAGAAAGAGGUUGCGUGCCUCAAGCUAGUGGAAAUACUGAAGGCGAACACACAACCGUGCUCUCCUUACAUCUUUUAUAUCACCUUCGAGGCAGAGGACGCUUCCACUGGUGAGAGAGGGACUUAUCAGACUAAAGUGUACGGUCGGUGCCCGAUAAAAUCAUCUUAUGUGGAUUUCACGAGGGUCAAGCCUGAAACCAAAACAGAAGUAGGUCCUUCAGAUAUCAAGGCGAGGGAGAGAGAUGAGGAGGAGGAACAAAAAGAAGGAAAGAGAUUGAAGAUUUAGGGAAGUGUCAGCAGUGUACACUCACUGCUCCGAAGAUGUGGAAUAGGUUGACAGCUCUACUAUCAUUCUGUUUAUGAAUAUUAAUGCACGGGGUUGGUGGUGUUUGGUACAUUUUGUGGAUCUUGGUGUUGUGUGAAACUCUAUGCUUGGAAUUAUGCUAUUAGAGGAAAUUAUGGAGUAGGUUGUUUUCGUGCUGUUUCAAUGCUUAUCUAAGUCGUUUGUUCAUCUUAAUUUUUAAAUAUUGCAAAAAAUUAAAAUGUUUAUCUUAAUGUGGGACAGGAACCAUGCGUAUUUUUUGUUCAGGCCUUUAAGAUUAGUUCUUAAUCUCAUGUUCGCUUAUCCAGGAGGGAGAGUCUUAUACAGGAUGUGUUGAAUCUA
Molecule: messenger RNA, 1168 nt
Organism: Punica granatum (pomegranate)
Lineage: Eukaryota; Viridiplantae; Streptophyta; Magnoliopsida; Myrtales; Lythraceae
Source: RefSeq, a predicted model, not a curated record